AUGGUGUUGGUCCUUUUCGAGACAGCCGUAGGCUUCUGCCUGUUUUCGCUCUCGGAUGAGGGCAAGCUCAAUUCACCUGACUUAUACAAGCAUUUUGAAAAUGAGACGGAGGCUAACCGUCUGCUGCAGCUGAAGGCCAUCCACCGCUUCCAGAGCACAGUCGAGGCUGUGGAAGGCGCUACGGCCGUGAACGAAGGCAAAAUCAGCAAGGGACUCAAGCGCUUCCUGACGGAUGAGAUUCUCGAGAAGGGUGGCUCGAAAGGCGUCAAGGGCGCCGCGGAGACGCUUGUUGUCUCUGAGCCCAAGCUUGCGUCGGCGAUCACGAAGAAGCUCGGUAUCCAAGUCACGUCAGAGUCGAGUCUGAUGGAUCUAUACCGUGGUAUUCGAGAGAACCUCGCGUCGCUCCUGUCUGCGGGCUCGCCUGAGGCUGGCGCACUUGACCCCCGGGAUCUGAACACUAUGAGCCUGGGUCUCUCGCACAGUCUGAGUCGCUACAAGCUCAAGUUCAGCCCUGACAAAGUGGACACCAUGGUGGUCCAGGCCAUUGCGCUACUUGACGACCUAGACAAGGAGCUCAAUAUUUAUGCCAUGCGUGUGAAGGAGUGGUAUGGCUGGCACUUCCCUGAGAUGGGCAAAAUUAUCACGGACAAUAUUGCCUACGCCAAGGUGAUUCGUGCUGUGGGCUUCCGUACGAACACGUCGUCGUGUGAUUUGUCCGAGAUUCUUCCCGAGGAGCUUGAAGAAACGCUCAAGGCUGCUGCAGAGAUCUCGAUGGGUACGGAGAUCAGCGAGACAGACAUGGAGCAUAUCUGGAGUCUGUGCGAACAGGUGAUCUCGAUCAGUGAGUACCGUGCGCAGCUGUACUCGUACCUGUGCAACCGCAUGUCGGCGAUCGCACCGAACCUUACUGCGCUCGUCGGCGAGCUUGUCGGCGCACGCCUCAUCUCGCAUGCAGGCUCGCUGAUGAACCUAGCCAAGCAACCGGCCAGCACGAUCCAGAUCCUGGGUGCUGAGAAGGCGCUUUUCCGCGCCCUGAAAACCAAGCACGACACGCCCAAGUACGGUCUGCUGUACCACUCGAGUCUAGUCGGCAUGGCUCCUCCUAAGAUGAAGGGUAAGAUGGCGCGUAUGGUCGCGACCAAGGCUGCCCUGUCGAUCCGUCUGGAUGCGCUGGCUGAUGCUGACUCCAAGUCGGACCUGUCGGCCCCCACGAUCGGUUCCGAGUCGCGUGCCCGUCUUGAGGCGCGGGCACGGGGUCUGGAGCAGCGCACGACCAUCUCGCAGAUCCGUGCGGGCAAGGGCGCUAAUGCAGGCUACAAGCAGAAGAGCUUCUCGAUGGAGGCCAAUGGCCGCAGCUACAACACAAGUGCGGAUGCGCCGCCGCCUGUGACUGGGGUCGAGGAGGCCGAGGAAGGGGAAGACGAGGACGACGAGGAGGCUAAGGCGGAGGCCAAGGCUGCCAAGAAGGCUGAAAAGAAGGAGAAGAAGGAGAAGAAAGAAAAGAAGGAGAAGAAGGACAAGAAGGACAAGGACGAAAAGAAGAAGUCUAAGCGGUCUGCUACAGACAUGGACGACGGCGCCGAGUCAAAGAAGAAGAAGAAAAAGUCGAGCGAGUAG
Messenger RNA from Malassezia sympodialis ATCC 42132, 1617 nucleotides. RefSeq names its product RNA-processing protein NOP58 (gene NOP58). Gene Ontology annotation, molecular function: snoRNA binding. NCBI's taxonomy places the organism in Eukaryota, Fungi, Basidiomycota, Malasseziomycetes, Malasseziales, Malasseziaceae. Gene Ontology annotation, cellular component: small-subunit processome; box C/D methylation guide snoRNP complex. The record is from RefSeq and is a predicted model, not a curated record.